This is a messenger RNA of Poecile atricapillus (Black-capped chickadee), 2261 nucleotides long. RefSeq names its product C-C motif chemokine receptor 7 (gene CCR7). Gene Ontology annotation, molecular function: chemokine (C-C motif) ligand 21 binding; C-C motif chemokine 19 receptor activity; chemokine (C-C motif) ligand 19 binding. Bases 98 to 1222 code for a protein of 374 amino acids. The record is from RefSeq and is a predicted model, not a curated record. NCBI's taxonomy places the organism in Eukaryota, Metazoa, Chordata, Aves, Passeriformes, Paridae. Gene Ontology annotation, biological process: inflammatory response; immune response; G protein-coupled receptor signaling pathway. Gene Ontology annotation, cellular component: membrane. The transcript has 3 exons.
CAGAGCUCCCCGAGGAGGGUCCUGCAGGAGAGGAGGCGGCGCUGGGGCUGGGGAUGCUCUCGCUACCUCUGUGACUGGAGCGUGCUGGAACCACACCAUGGAUGGGGGCAAGCAGCUAAAGGUCACCCUUGUUUUCAGCCUGCCGCUCGUUUUUCAGUUCUGUGCUGGGGACAAUGUCACUGAUGACUACGACUCCAACAGCACCAUUGACUACAGCAUGUUUGAGUCCCUGUGUGAGAAGAAGGAGGUCCGUAACUUCCGUGCUGCCUUCCUCCCGGCCAUGUACAGCCUCAUCUGCUUCCUGGGGCUGCUGGGGAACGGCCUGGUCAUGCUCACCUACAUCUACUUCAAGAGGCUGAAGACCAUGACAGACAUCUACUUGCUGAAUCUGGCUCUGGCAGACAUCCUCUUCCUGCUGACCCUUCCCUUCUGGGCCACGAGCGCGGUCACGCACUGGCUUUUUGGGAGCUUUGCCUGCAAAGCCGUCUACUGCAUCUGCAAAAUGAGUUUCUUCAGCGGGAUGCUGCUCCUCCUGUCCAUCAGCAUCGACAGGUACUUCGCCAUCGUCCAGGCUGCCUCGGCCCAUCGCCUGCGUCCUCGCAUGAUAUUCAUCAGCAAGGUGACCUGCAUCCUCAUCUGGCUCCUGGCCUUCAUCCUCUCCAUCCCUGAGCUGGUUCACAGUGGUGUCAACUACUCAGAGAGCAAUCCCCGUUGUUCCAUCAUUGCUAAUGACUUGCAGACCUUCAACACUGGCAUCAAAGUGUCCCAAAUGGUGUUUGGCUUCUUAAUUCCCCUCCUGGUCAUGUCUUUCUGCUACCUCAUCAUCAUCAAAACGUUGCUCCAGGCCCGCAACUUUGAGAAGAACAAAGCCAUCAAGGUCAUCAUCGCUGUGGUCAUCGUCUUCGUCGUCUUCCAGCUGCCCUACAACGGCGUCAUGCUGGCCAAGACCAUCUCAGCUUUCAACCAGACCAGCUCGUGUGAGGAGAGCAAGAAGCUGGACGUGGCGGAUGACGUGACCUACACCCUGGCCUGCUUCCGAUGCUGCCUCAACCCGUUCCUCUACGCCUUCAUCGGCGUCAAAUUCCGCACCGACCUCUUCAAGCUGCUGAAGGAGCUGGGCUGCCUGAGCCAGGAGCGCCUCUGGCAGCUCACCUCCUGCCGCGACAACAAGAGGUCCUCCUUCGCCAUGGAGACAGAGACAACCACCACCUUCUCCCCGUGAGCUCUUGGUCGAGCUGAAAUGGCUUUAGACAUUUUCUCUAGUCUGAACUCCUGGCAGAACAAGACCUGCCACACUGCAGAGAAGUCAAGGGGAAAAUCCAGAAGCCUCCCCUGUUACAAGCAGUGAGGACUGCUGGCCAAUAUCCCACGGGUGGACAGGCUUUACAACGGAGUUGUCACUAACAGCAAAGCAAGGGAGAGGUGGUGAGUCUACAAUUUCUCCUGUCAUUUCACCUUCAGUUUAGAACUUUCCCUGUCAAAAUGAGAAAUGCUCAGAAUAGAACAUUUACCCUAAAAGCGACAAGCACCAAGAGAAAACAGACGUUGGUGCAGCAGGACUGUUGUUUGGAGCUGAGCUGCCAGGAGCAUCACCCUUGCUUUGGAUGUUGCUUUUAACAAGACAACAGCUCUGCAAUCACAUGGAAAUGCCCUUGCACUGAGCCAGUCCGAGGCCAACCCUCACCCGCAGGCUUGAUCCAACACACAAGCCCAGCAGUGGAGUAUCUGAGCACACAACUGCUCUGCCUUCCCCCAUGAAAAGUGAGAGAUGACCGCAGCUAAUGCUAAAUCCAUACAAACCCUAGCCAUAAUUUCAAUUACUUUGUAUAAUAUUGUAGCCACUCGUAGCUCUGUCAGGAAAAGUACAAAUUCCACUUCUGCCUGUAUGCUGUUUCUGGGCUAUCACCUGCUGACCUUGAGAUAAAAAUGAAUGUGGGUUUUCUCCUCCCUUCCCCAUCCUUCUACAGGACUUCAGCUGCCUUUGAAGUCAGAUCUGUACUUCACUCAUAAGCUACUGGGGCGUGUUUUGCAUCGGUGCUGUCGGCACCAACACAGACACGGCUGACUGAGGUUUGAUCUGAAGGCAGCCCCACCACUGCCAGGGCCACAGCAGCUGAACAGAGAUUAUUGUCCUGCAAAGUCAGACCUCAGAGGAGCCCAGACUGUAAUUCCAGUUGGCGCUUUUACAGGAAGAGCGAAGAUUCCUGAUGACAGAUGAACGCUCUGGGAAGCGCUGUGGUGGGACAGGGGAACGUCAGCAC